This is a messenger RNA of Chlamydomonas reinhardtii, 2930 nucleotides long. RefSeq lists its product as uncharacterized. The record is from RefSeq and is a predicted model, not a curated record. The coding region runs from base 167 to 2602 and encodes 811 amino acids. The transcript is spliced from 16 exons. Gene Ontology annotation, biological process: protein phosphorylation. NCBI's taxonomy places the organism in Eukaryota, Viridiplantae, Chlorophyta, Chlorophyceae, Chlamydomonadales, Chlamydomonadaceae. Gene Ontology annotation, molecular function: ATP binding; protein kinase activity.
CUCAGUGUGUUCCGCUUCUCAUCGUUUGAAGAUGUACAUGGCUUAAAGCAAUAAUGCUCGCAAAGAGUGGAGCUGGACUUCGUAGGCCGACGCACAGACUUCCUUGACCCGCUUGACACGCGCCUGGCUGGCCUGAGGGCUUUCGAUAGGCUUGAAAUACACAGCCAUGCAAAACUACACGGUCCUCAAGAAGCUUGGCACCGGCACUUACGGUUCCGCGUAUUUGGUGAACCUUAAGUCGAACCCCCUUGCCCAGUUUGUACUCAAAAAGGUCAAGAUCGAUGGUGAGGGCGGCAUUUCAGCAGACGGCGAGGUAAAGGUCUUGCGGCAAUUAGCCCACCCGCUGGUCCUCAGCUAUGUGGACCACUUCAUUUACAAAGGGCACCUGUGCAUUGUCACGGAGUACUGCGAUGCUGGCGAUUUGUAUCAGCUGCUGCGGGCGCGGAAGACUGCCCUGCCGGAGCCGCAGCUGCUGGACCUGUUCGCGCAGGUGCUGCUGGCCAUCCAGCACGUGCACGGCAAGAACAUCCUGCACCGCGACCUCAAGACGCAGAACAUCUUCCUGACCAGCGGCGGCUCCAUCCGCCUGGGCGACUUCGGCAUCAGCCGCCCGCUCAACGGCACCAUGGACCUGGCCUCAACCAUCAUCGGCACGCCCUACUACAUGAGCCCGGAGGUGAUGUCCUCCAUGCCGUACGACUUCAAGUCCGACAUGUGGAGCCUGGGCUGUGUGCUGUACGAGUUGAUGAGCCUGAAGCACGCCUUUGACGCCGCCGACAUGAGCAGCCUGGUCAUGAAGAUCCUGAGGGGGGAGCACCUGCCCAUCCCGCAGGGCUUCAGCCAGGAGCUCAAGGACCUGGUGCGGCAGCUGCUGUGCAAGAACCCCAAGAUGCGGCCCAGCGCGGAGCAGGUCAUCAAGAUGCCCUUCAUGAAGGAGUACGUGGCGCGAGCGCGUGAGACGGUGUCGCUUCUGGAGGGCCGCGCAGGCGGCGGCGGCGGCGGGCCGGGCCGGGCCGGAGGCGGCGGCAGCAACGGCCAGCGCCGCACAGACCACGGCGUGGCGCCCGGCCCCGGGCCGGGUAUGCCGCAGCACCGCCACAGCCACAGCAGCGGCCACGGCCUGGACCCGGGCGGGGCGGCGGCAGCAGGGGCGGCGGGAGGGGCAGCGGCAGCAGCAGCAGGGCCGGGAGGGGCGGGGUCGGGGUCGGGGCAGCUGGACCGCGAGCUGGAGGCGGCCAAGGAGCGGCUGAGGCGGAUACAGCUGGAGCGCGAGGCGCUGCUGAAACAGGCGCAGGCGGGGUCCGCCGCCGCGGGCGUGCCAGGUGGCAGCAGCGCACCCGGCAACCACCGCUAUCCCGCCCAGGCACCCGCCCAGCCUGGCGGCAGCGGCGGCGGCGGCGCAGCUGGCGGCGGCGCAGCUGGCGGCGGCGGUGGUGGCGGCGGCGGCGGCGGCGGCGCCGGCGCGCUGUCGUCGCAGCAUUCGGAGCCGAACCUGAUUGGCGCGGGGGCGCGCGGCGGGGCGGGCGCGGGCGGGGUGGGUGCGGGCGGGGCGGGAGGUGGGGGCGCGGCGGGCGCGCGGCAGGGCGGCGUGGGCGGCGCCAGCUGGCGUGACAAGGAGGAGGCUCUGGCACGACUGAAGGCUCGUUCCAGCCGCGACAUCCCCGCCUCCUCCCACCGGGGCGGCCUGGGCGGCGGCGACGUGGACGCGCAGCUGGAGCGGCACCGCGAGCAGAGACAACUGCGCGGCAGCCGGCCUCAGUCGCCCGACGAGGGGCGGGGCGGCGGCGGCGGGCUGAGCGGCUCACCUAAUGGCGGUUCGUCCAUGGACCCAAGGGCCCGCAUGAAAGCGCGCAAGGAGGAGGAGGCCCGGCGGCGCGAGGCGGAGCUGCUCAACGCGCGCAAGGCGUACUUUGAGGAGCGCAAGCAGGCGGCGGCGCGGCAGCAGCAGCUGUACCAGCCCUCCACCGGCAACAACCACGCCAACACCAACAGGCGCGCCACCGAGGGCUCCUCCGCGCUGCACGGCCAUCACCACUCCACCGGCAGCGGCUACGUGGACGACCCCUCCGCCAGCGGCGGCGGAGCCGCGCACCACUCGCCCUACGCCAGAGCCAGCGCCGGCGGCGGCGGCGGCAUCGGCAUCAGCGACAGCGACGACGAUCUCGACGACUUCAGCGGAUACGGAGCUGCGGACAUUGGGGCCGCCGCGGCUCAGGAGUUUGAGGCAGAGCUGGUCAACGGCGGCGUGGUGGCGGGCGGGGCGGGGGGAGGAGCGGGAGGAGGGGCAGGGGGAGCAGGCGGCGGGUUUGCGGGCGGCACGCUGCCGCCGCAGAGCCAGCUGCAGCAGGCGCUGGACCGCGGCGGGCUGGCGGAGCGCAUCCUGGCGCUCAGAGAGGCGUGUGCCUACAACCUGGGUCAGCCGCUGUAUGAGCUCAUCUACGGGUACAUCCGCAAGCGAAUGGCGCAGGGUCUGACGGAUGACGGCGCGUUCCGCACCGAGCUGCUGGCGCGCCUGGGCGCCGGCCGCAUGCAGUACGUGCACCUCAUCGACCAGCUGAUCUACUUCGAGGACAUGAAGGGCCUGCAGGCGGCGCUCAUGUGAGGGGAGAUGAAAGGUCUGCAGGUGGCGCUCAUGUAGCCAUGUGGAGGGAGAUGAAGGGCCUCUGCAGGCGGCGCUCAUUGCGAGGGGAGAUGAAGGGCCGGGCGUGAGGGCCCCGGAGAGGCCAGGAGCCGCACCGCGAGCCCGGUGAUGAGCCAGGAGCAGAGCGAGGCUGCAGGCGGCGGAGGACGGUGGAGCGAGGGCUGAGGGGCUAUGCGGCGGAUGGUUGGCGCACUGGUGGCACCUGCUGUGUCAAGUCGGGGUUAUUGUGGUCUGGCCGAGACCAUGGACCCACACGUUGAGAAAGAGCUGCUUGUAAAACAAAAAUUGG